GUGGCGACGGUGGCGGCAGCGGUGGCAGUUGGCGGCGAGGGCGACGGCUCCGAGGCCGAGUGGCGGUCCGGCGGAGACCUCCGUUUCUUCCUCCGCAUGAGCCCCUUGGGGUGAGUGUAUUGGGGAGAGUUGGUUACACAUUCUAGCAAUCUCAAAGUGAUCAGCCUUUUUUGCACUUGAAGAUGGUGAAGCUAGAUAUUCAUACUCUGGCUCAUCACCUCAAGCAGGAACGCUUAUAUAUAAACUCUGAGAAACAGCUCAUUCAGAGGCUCAAUGCAGAUGUACUUAAGACAGCUGAAAAGUUGUAUCGUACAGCAUGGAUUGCAAAGCAGCAGAGGAUUAAUUUGGAUCGGCUUAUCAUAACAAGUGCUGAAGCUUCCCCUGCUGAAUGUUGCCAACAUGCCAAGAUUUUGGAAGAUACACAGUUCGUUGAUGGAUAUAAGCAAUUGGGAUUUCAGGAGACCGCUUACGGAGAAUUCUUGAGUCGAUUAAGGGAAAAUCCUCGUCUUAUUGCCUCUUCUUUGGUUGCUGGAGAGAAACUUAAUCAGGAGAACACACAAAGUGUUAUUUACACAGUUUUUACCUCCCUGUAUGGCAACUGUAUUAUGCAAGAAGAUGAAAGCUACCUCCUUCAGGUUUUGCGAUACUUAAUUGAAUUUGAACUUAAAGAAAGUGACAAUCCCAGGCGACUUUUGAGGAGAGGAACUUGUGCCUUCAGCAUUUUAUUUAAACUUUUUUCUGAAGGACUGUUUUCUGCCAAACUUUUCCUCACAGCUACUUUACAUGAGCCAAUCAUGCAACUGCUUGUUGAAGAUGAAGAUCACCUGGAAACAGACCCAAACAAGCUAAUUGAGAGGUUCUCCCCAUCUCAACAGGAAAAACUCUUUGGAGAGAAAGGCUCAGAUAGAUUCAGGCAAAAGGUUCAAGAGAUGGUAGAGUCCAAUGAGGCCAAAUUAGUGGCUUUGGUGAACAAAUUUAUUGGUUAUCUCAAACAGAAUACGUAUUGUUUUCCACAUAGUUUGAGGUGGAUUGUGUCACAGAUGUACAAAACCCUCUCCUGUGUAGAUAGACUGGAAGUUGGGGAGGUCAGGGCAAUGUGUACUGAUCUCCUGUUGGCCUACUUCAUUUGUCCUGCAGUUGUCAAUCCAGAACAGUAUGGAAUAAUUUCUGAUGCUCCUAUUAAUGAGGUGGCACGAUUUAAUCUGAUGCAGGUUGGCCGCCUUUUGCAGCAGUUAGCAAUGACUGGCUCUGAAGAGGGAGAUCCCCGGACAAAAAGCAGCCUUGGAAAAUUUGACAAAAGCUGUGUUGCUGCUUUCCUUGAUGUUGUGAUUGGGGGCCGUGCAGUGGAGACCCCUCCAAUGUCUUCUGUUAAUCUUCUGGAAGGGUUGAGCAGAACUGUGGUUUACAUAACCUACAGUCAGCUUAUUACUCUGGUGAAUUUUAUGAAGAGUGUGAUGUCUGGAGAUCAACUGAGAGAAGAUAGAAUGGCUCUUGACAAUUUAUUGACAAAUCUACCCCAGGCCAAGCCAGGAAAAAGCAGCAGUUUAGAAAUGACUCCUUACAAUACUCCUCAGCUGUCUCCAGCAACCACUCCAGCAAAUAAAAAGAAUCGCUUACCUAUAGCAACUCGGAGCAGAAGCCGCACUGGUAUGCUAAUGGACCUGCAUAUGGACCAUGAAGGGUCAUCUCAAGAAACCAUCCAGGAGGUACAACCAGAAGAGGUGUUGGUCAUUUCCUUAGGGACAGGUCCCCAGCUUACUCCAGGGAUGAUGUCAGAAAAUGAGGUCCUAAACAUGCAACUCUCGGAUGGAGGACAAGGAGAUGUCCCUGUUGAUGAAAACAAACUCCACGGUAAACCUGAUAAAACCUUGCGCUUUUCCCUCUGCAGUGAUAAUCUGGAAGGAAUAUCUGAAGGUCCUUCAAAUCGCUCCAAUUCAGUGUCCUCUCUAGACUUGGAGGGAGAGUCUGUAUCAGAACUUGGAGCAGGACCUUCUGGGAGUAAUGGAGUUGAAGCUCUACAGCUGUUGGAACAUGAGCAAGCUACAACACAAGAUAAUCUUGAUGAUAAGCUAAGGAAGUUUGAAAUUCGUGACAUGAUGGGACUGACAGAUGAUAGGGACAUAUCAGAGACAGUGAGUGAGACCUGGAGUACAGAUGUCUUGGGAAGUGACUUUGACCCUAAUGUUGAUGAAGAUCGCAUGCAAGAAAUUGCAGGUGCAGCAGCAGAGAACAUGUUAGGCAGUUUGCUGUGCCUCCCAGGUUCAGGGUCAGUGCUUAUUGACCCCUGCACUGGUUCUACCAUAUCAGAGACAACAAGUGAAGCUUGGAGUGUAGAGGUAUUGCCAAGUGACUCAGAGGCACCAGACCUAAAGCAGGAGGAGCGUCUGCAAGAACUGGAAAGCUGCUCUGGACUGGGUAGCACAUCUGAUGACACAGAUGUCAGGGAAGUCAGUUCCCGCCCCAGCACUCCAGGCCUCAGUGUUGUGUCGGGCAUAAGUGCAACCUCUGAGGAUAUUCCCAAUAAGAUUGAAGACCUGAGAUCUGAGUGCAGUUCUGAUUUUGGGGGUAAAGAUUCUGUCACUAGUCCAGACAUGGAUGAAAUAACACAUGGUGCCCACCAGCUGACCUCUCCCCCUUCUCAGUCAGAGUCUCUGCUUGCCAUGUUUGAUCCACUGUCUUCACAUGAAGGGGCUUCUGCUGUGGUAAGGCCAAAGAUUCACUAUGCUAGGCCAUCGCAUCCACCACCAGAUCCCCCAAUCCUGGAAGGAGCUGUGGGAGGAAAUGAGGCCAGGUUGCCAAACUUUGGCUCCCAUGUUUUAACUCCAGCUGAAAUGGAAGCGUUCAAGCAAAGGCAUUCUUAUCCUGAGAGAUUAGUUCGCAGCAGGAGUUCUGAUAUAGUAUCUUCUGUUCGGCGACCCAUGAGUGACCCCAGCUGGAACCGACGUCCAGGGAAUGAAGAACGAGAACUCCCUCCAGGUGCAGCCAUUGGUGCUACUUCUUUGGUGGCUGCACCUCACUCGUCAUCCUCAUCCCCGAGCAAGGACUCCUCCAGAGGAGAGACUGAAGAACGCAAAGAUAGCGAUGAUGAGAAAUCAGACAGGAACAGACCUUGGUGGAGAAAACGUUUUGUUUCAGCCAUGCCUAAAGCUCCUAUACCAUUUAGAAAGAAAGAAAAACAAGAAAAAGACAAAGAUGAUCUGGGGCCUGACAGAUUCUCAACACUCACAGAUGAUUCCAGCCCUAGACUUAGUGCACAAGCUCAAGUUGCUGAGGAUAUUCUGGACAAAUACAGGAACGCCAUUAAGCGGACCAGCCCCAGUGAAGGAGCAAUGGCAAACUACGAAAGUGCAGAGGUUAUGGGUGAUGGCGAAAGUGCACGUGAUUCUCCUCGUGAUGAAACACUGCAGAACAUCUCAGCUGAUGAUCUCCCAGACUCUGCGAGCCAAGCAGCCCACCCUCAGGAUUCAGCUUUCUCUUACAGAGAUGCAAAAAAGAAACUGCGGCUUGCUCUUUGUUCUGCCGAUUCUGUUGCCUUCCCAGUGCUAACCCAUUCAACAAGGAAUGGUUUACCAGACCAUACAGACCCAGAAGACAAUGAAAUUGUUUGCUUUUUAAAAGUUCAAAUAGCCGAAGCAAUUAAUUUACAAGAUAAGAACUUAAUGGCUCAACUUCAAGAAACAAUGCGUUGUGUGUGCCGUUUUGAUAAUAGGACUUGUAGGAAACUGCUGGCAUCUAUUGCUGAGGACUACAGGAAAAGAGCCCCAUAUAUUGCUUAUCUCACUCGUUGUCGACAAGGACUACAGACCACACAGGCUCACCUGGAGAGGCUAUUGCAAAGGGUUUUGCGGGACAAAGAGGUGGCCAAUCGAUACUUUACCACUGUCUGUGUGAGGCUACUGCUUGAGAGCAAAGAAAAGAAGAUCAGGGAAUUCAUUCAAGACUUUCAGAAACUCACAGCAGCUGAUGAUAAAACUGCUCAGGUAGAAGAUUUUCUGCAGUUUCUUUAUGGCGCGAUGGCCCAGGACGUCAUAUGGCAAAAUGCGAGUGAAGAGCAGCUUCAGGAUGCUCAGCUGGCCAUUGAACGAAGUGUGAUGAAUCGGAUUUUCAAGCUAGCUUUCUACCCUAAUCAGGAUGGAGACAUACUUCGUGACCAGGUUCUUCAUGAACAUAUCCAGAGAUUGUCUAAAGUUGUGACUGCAAAUCACAGAGCUCUUCAGAUACCAGAGGUUUAUCUUCGGGAGGCACCGUGGCCAUCUGCACAAUCAGAAAUCAGGACAAUAAGUGCUUACAAAACCCCCCGGGACAAAGUGCAAUGCAUCCUGAGAAUGUGCUCUACGAUUAUGAACCUCCUGAGCCUGGCCAACGAGGACUCUGUCCCUGGAGCAGAUGACUUUGUCCCUGUGUUGGUGUUUGUGUUGAUAAAGGCAAAUCCACCUUGUUUGCUGUCCACUGUUCAAUAUAUCAGUAGCUUUUAUGCCAGUUGUCUGACUGGAGAGGAGUCCUAUUGGUGGAUGCAGUUCACAGCAGCAGUAGAAUUCAUUAAAACCAUCGAUGACCGAAAGUGACCAAGACCACGGCCCACCAAGUCAGCAGACUGUUGGGCAAACAGAUCUCUUAGAAGAUGUGCCAGCUGUUUUAAAGGCUGAAGAUAGUUUUUGUAUAAUAUUGUACAGCAUUCAGACAUUUUAAAACAAAUCUUUACUAAACAAAUUAGUGAGCUAACAAGCAGGUUCUCUUUUCUUUGGGCUCUUUUCCUUUCUGAAUUGCAUAUUUUAUUUUCUCAUCCCCAAGUGGAGAAUAGUACUGCAAAAAGGGACCACAUUUUUUUUUUAGGUAUUUUAAAAUAUUAAAAAACAGAACAAAAUCUCUUAGAAAAUUCCUAGACCUCCAUUCAUGGAUACCCAUUAUUUUAUUUUAUUUUUAAAAAGAAUAGUACAUCUCUUUUAAGAUGCUAUCUUUAUCUUAUAUGCAUCUAAUGGAAGAAAAAUACCAGUUGCACUGAGGAUUAUAAUAGUGGUGUAUUAGUGGCAUUAUCUAUAAAUACACUCAUCUAAAUUGAAAAGCUAAGAAGGAAAUGUAAAUAUAAUAUAUAUUUAUAUUUGAUGUAAUAUGGACAUCUUCAGAUUCUAAUAAACAAGGAAAAUGCUGAUAGUAGGUUGUGACAUACCCUCUUGUGAAAUUGUUUCCUUGACAAAAUUUAAGCUAAGCUUAAAAGCAGAAAACAAAAAAUACAUACACAGAAAUAUUUAUUAAAGUGGUAAUACAGUUUAUUGAACUUUCUAGGUGUGGAGUUUGAUAUGCAGGGCUGCCUUUGAUCAGUAGAAAAUUCAUUGAGUAAGUCCUUAGACAUCUCACCACGGAAGUUUUUGAGCCUGCACGUAGGAGAUAGACUCUUUAGUUACCAUACAUUGUGUAAAAAGGAACAGUAGAUAAAUACUUUAUUGUGGUACUUCUCAUCUGAAAUACUAAAUAUAACGUAGAAACCCCCAACAGAGCUCCUUACAAACCUUUAAUUGUAAUAUAUUUUUGAUGAUUAUUCACAUUGAAUGCACAGACCAGGAAUUCAGUGAAUGUCAUUUUUUAAAAAACUAAUUUGUAUUGUCUGCUCUAGUGAUACAAGUUUUACUAGUGAUAAACUAUUUUAAUCAACCAUAUUAUUCUUAUGGAAAAAAUAUAUUUUGUCAGGUUUCUGUGCCUUUAUUUCCCUCUUCUGAAAAAAAGGAUAUGUUUCAGUAGUUUGAUUUGCAUUGUACAUCAUUAAUUAAUGAGGAAUGGGUUUUUUGCCUGAGAAAUUGGCCAUGGAGGCACACCAAAGCUUCAAGCACAAAUCUUGUAGGUAGGCCAUCACUGACUGGUUUCACGUUGUAUGUUUCCUAAAUAUGUUUAGCUGCUUUUUUUAACACAGUCUCCUACUUUGGGUCCCUCGUUGUUGGUGGCAUUUCCAGACAUUUUUGAAGGGAGUUAUGACAAAUAACCUCGAGCAGAUGAAUACAGAGUCUGCCUGCUCCCUCUCCCUAUGUGUCUCCUAAUGCCUAAAGAAGCUGGAUUUUCUUUAUGCCUCCACCUCUUCUCAUUCAUUUAUUUUAAAAUACCAAAAUAACAAAUUGCAUAGGAGUGUGGGAUGUGGUUUCUACCUUUUAGGGAGAGAUCAAACUUAAACUAGUACUAUGAAAUGUCCUUUUGAAUGUUAGGUCAAGAAGUCCAUGUACCAGAGUCAUGUGCUUCAUGCUGUCACUGUCAAGCUUGCCUAGGUACUAGGAGUCAAAUCUCAUCACACAUACAUCACAAGACAAACUGCGCGACAUGAUUUCUGAGACCUAGAUGGGAGUCCAUUUACUUCAGUAUUUGAUUCAAUAAAUGUUAACUGAAGACUUUGAGUAGCUGAAAUUCAUUGUUAUGGGAUUUAACUCAAAUCAAUGAGAGAUUAUUUCUUCCCCACAAUGGUUGCUAAUCUAUUCCAUGUUACUACUAUGGAAAUAAAUAUGAAGAUGUGGACAUUGCUCCAGGGCUCUUUUCUGUGGAAGAGAAGGUGGUAGAUUUGGGGUGUGGAGCUACGCUGGAGGCAGGAAACAGGGCUCUGUGGUGCCUGAGCCAGAGGUGAGGGUAGAACCCCAGAGAUUCGGUAUCGGUGACGCCUCUGAGACGGAGGUGGGUGCUGGCAGAGAAGCGCAGCCCAGCAGCUAGCUCCAGGGCCACCUGAGCUUCCCUCUGAGAACACUGUCAGAAGCAGGGACCACUCCGGCAUUACCACCACUGGUUUAAUUUCAUGGCAGGAUUUCUCACAGUGUUGAUUUGUGAAUUUAUGAUUCAGUCACUAUCUGUGGCAGUGGUGGUAUGUGAGAUGGGGUUAGUUUGAGUUCGUUCUCUCAGGAAAGAGAAAUAGUUGUUCUUCAAAUGUUUCUUACUACAUACACUUCCUUCCAGUACUUGUUUUACAUGAAGGAUUAGUGCAAGAGUACAAAAUCACCCCUGGGAAGCAUUUGGUAGCCACCGAUUAUUGCACAGAAUUUACAGUGUGAAUGGAUGUUAAAUGGGGAGAUAGUGGCUCCGCUCACUGGAAUCUUGUGGAAUUAACCUCUCUAAGGAAAAGAAAAAUCAGUUUGUGUUUUGUAGUAAUACUCUGCUUCUGGAAGUAAUAGAAAUACAGAUUGAAGAUUGUCUUUCCUUGUAAAAUUAUUUUUUAAAAAGCCUGGUAAACAUUUUGUUCUCUUUCUUGUGUUUAGGUAAAAUCUCAGCCACAGUAAUUGCUUUAUUCUGCUUUUUCUUUAUAAAAACCUGUUUAUGAAAGCCUUUUUGUACAGAUAAUAAAUUGCCAUAGUAAGAGAAUUAGGCUUUCUGGGAGAUUGAAAAUAGAUGCGAUGCAUGUGGGUUUUUUUUGUUUUUUCUUCCUGUUGUGUCCUGAAAGCCUUUAUUUAAAGUGGACUUUACAAAUACAUGUUCCUGAGGUGCAUGAGCAAGAGAACAAAAACCCAGCCCGAACAGCAGGGAGGCGGCGUUCUUGCCCAAAGACUCUGCAGCCGGCUGUGCGUGCUGGAGCAGGCCGCCUUUUUCCUAUUGCUUGUCAUGGGAACUCCAGUUUGGGCCAAGUAAAAGUGUUUUAAAUAUGAGAACUUUAAAAAUUUCUUUCUCUGAUGUGAUUGGGUGUAAAGAGGAGAAGUAGGAACACACUUGCUCAAAAUUAUUAGUGGGCUGCGAGGACGUGACAGAAACGCUGUGGAGUUAGCCUCCUUGAUUGGUCUGUCCUCAACUUUCUCUCUUCCUGCCUCUCCAUUCCUGCUUUGUUUCUUCAAGGAAAAGUCUAUGUUUUCCCUCUUUGUUGUUCUUUUAAGUUGAGUUUAUUCUGUAUGUAAUUGCUGUAAUUUUGGUGCGGGGGGGAUCAAAAAAAUCUUAAAGUUCAAAGAAUUUUAAGUAAGUGGAUUAAUAGUGAUGAAAUGUUUGAAAUAUUUUAAAUGCCAAAAUGCUUGAGAACUUUGCCAGAUUAAUAAUUACUUAAAAUAUUUUAGAAUGUAGGUUACUUAAGACGUGUAGGAUGACCUGGAAUAGCUUUACUACUCUUGAGAACACCUGGAGAAAUGAAGACACAGUUUGCUUUAGAGUUAAGGUUGUCAUUGAGCUGCAGAGUCACCACGGAGCUGCCGUGUCCCGUAGGCCUGUGCUCAGUAGAGGUUAAAUUCAAGAGAGAGGAAGUCCCCUCGACUUGGGUAAUGGCAGACAGUGUGGGCAGGGGCCACAUGCCUUAAGAAUUUAUCUCUGCCGAGUUAACAUUCUGUCUUGUCUACCGUAUUCUUCUUGUGCUUCGCCUGUAUUAAAGAGCUCUGUACUGCCUCUCCUCUUGAAACUGAUGAAACCUUUAUAUAAGCCUCAAUUGAUGAGCUUGCACAAUCUUGUAUGUGUAGAGGAAACUCAUCCUGUCUCCUAAUGUGAUUACUAAUGUGUGAAAUUCUGUAAAACUGAUUAAAAAGGGAGAGCAGUUUACUUCA
Molecule: messenger RNA, 8480 nt
Organism: Galeopterus variegatus (Sunda flying lemur)
Lineage: Eukaryota; Metazoa; Chordata; Mammalia; Dermoptera; Cynocephalidae
Gene: GAPVD1
Product: GTPase activating protein and VPS9 domains 1
Exons: 27
Coding region: 183-4565 (1460 amino acids)
Biological process (GO): regulation of GTPase activity; vesicle-mediated transport
Cellular component (GO): cytosol; endocytic vesicle
Molecular function (GO): guanyl-nucleotide exchange factor activity; small GTPase binding
Source: RefSeq, a predicted model, not a curated record